GUGACAGUAACGUAUAUUUGCCAAUCAUUGUGUACCCUCCUGUACCUGACGUUAUGUAUAAUAGGUUGACGACAUAUAACUUCACAUUCGGUGUUGGAAUUCAGUAUCGUUUGGAAGCAGCUGGGUUGUAUGGAAAUGAACUGCUAUAGUCAGCAAAACAAACUUUUUUAAAAGUGGAAGUGUUAGGAAAUUUUAACAGCGUUAUAAUAAUCACCACUGUGGACGCUGUAACAGGUUUAUGAUUUCCUAUUAGACAAAGUUGGUGGUUAAGCUGUAUGUUCAAAGAUUACGGAUACAGAUAUGAACUCACUAAUGCCGCCUAAAUGCAUUCCCAAAUGUUUGAAUGGGGGUCAGUGCCGAGAGUCAUCCAAUGGUCCUUUUUGUUUAUGUCCCAGCACUUACUCCGGAGAUCACUGUGAAAUCAGCACCACUGACUUAACAACGUACAUCAUAAUUGCGGUUGUUCUAUCAAUUGGGCUCAUUUUGGUUAUUUUAAUAUUAAUGCUUAGACGUUGGAAAGGGGAACGACAAAGACCACGUAUAUUACCAAGGAUAAUCAGUGUUCGUGCUCGGCCCAGCAUAAAGAUUGAUAAAACAAAAGAUGAUGCUCCACCUGGAUACGAUGAUGUUUCGAAAUCGUGUGAAAACCAAGAUGCUGAACAAUGCGACCUCACAAAUGCUGUUGAAGCGGAUUCAGAAUCGACAUAUCUCGAACCCCCCACUGUUAAUGUUACUAAAUCCCCAAGCGUUCAGGCGCUCAGUGAAUAUCCAUUGUUAGACACUACUACGCCGGAGAGCAAAUCAGACAAAUCUGCUUUCUCCACUGACAAUAUGCAUCAAUCGAAAGACGAUCAGCUAAAAACUAAAUCUGCACCAGAUGAGAAAUUAGGCCUACCUUCUUAUGAUUUUGUCCAGGAAAACAGAGCUAGCCAAACCAAGACCCGACGAGAUCAUUCGGAACGUAGUGUGUAGUAAUUCAUCAGUCACAAGUUGACGACAAGGGGUAGAUAGUUUAGCGUAAUUAUCUGACUCCAUUCUGAGACAACUAUAACUAUAUCUCAGCUCCAUUUUAUUAGCAAGCCAGAAUUGGAUAUAGGUCUGAAAUGCAUGUGAUAACAUGUUAUUUCUGUUUUUAAAAAAAACCCAAUAUCGAGUACCGUAUUUAAUAUGGCAUUAAUGAGUUUCUUGAAGUAUAUUUAUUAUAUACAUUUUACAAAAUAUGUGAGUAGUAAAAUAUUACAUUCCAAUAUAGUAUUAUGUGACUUUAUUAAAAUUAUGUAAUGUUGUAUUGAAACUAAGAUAUUUAGACCUAGCUAAACUUAUAUAUACGGUACUAUUUUAAACUAUCCAUACUAUUAUACACUAUUUUCUCUUCGUCAAAAGCGCAAAUAUCAGCUAAAGCAUUGAAAGCAGAAUUACUAGAAGUUGUAAAUUUAUUUAUAUAAUAUUAAAAUAUAUUGUUAGCGCCAGAAUAUGAUUUUGUUCUAUUUAUGUGCAUGUUUUGCGGCCCAUAGAUUUGUAGCAUGAUCGUUUUUGUUAAACCACUUGGGCCAGUGUUGAGAGCUGUUCAAGGUUGUAAUUUUCCGGCAAUCAGAGUGUUUGUGAUUGGAUAUAAGUUGUCAAUCCAAUAAAUGGAUUCUGAAGUUACAGUUUA
Molecule: messenger RNA, 1654 nt
Organism: Anneissia japonica
Lineage: Eukaryota; Metazoa; Echinodermata; Crinoidea; Comatulida; Comatulidae
Product: low-density lipoprotein receptor-related protein 2-like
Exons: 4
Coding region: 301-972 (223 amino acids)
Source: RefSeq, a predicted model, not a curated record